UCGAAAGUUGAAAUACCAGAACCCCAAACCACGCACUUCAUUUGUUAAAGAAGUUAACUUAGCUAAACCACAAUGGCAGCGAAUAAGGGAUCAACAUCGCCCUCUCCGUUGAUGCCCUCCGCCCCCAGCUACAUGCGGAGUGAUCAGGAAGCCGCAGCGUCCGCUCCACCGAGCGCGGCAGAGCUUCGUCACAAGAAGCACAUGAGAUGCCUUCUCUACGUGACUAUCAUUUCCAUUUUCCAAGUAGUAGUCUUAACAGUCUUUGCACUCACCGUGAUGAAAAUCAAUAGCCCUAAAUUCCGGGUCCGGUCGGCGACGAUCAUUGAUAUUAAAGUCGGCAACGCCACAAGUCCUACGUUUGAUUUGGAAAUGGACGUUCACUUUGGAGUGAAGAACACCAACUUCGGCUACUUCAAAUAUAAAGACGGCUACGUUUUGUUUUCAUAUGGAGGUGUGAGAAUUGGACAGACCAAUGUGGAGGAGGAACGUGUUAGGGCAAGAUCGACUAGGAAGGUAGACGUAUCAUCCGUGAGCUUGACCUCGAGUGCCGGCAAACCUAACUCACGGCUGGGCAGUGAUAUUAGUACCGGGGUUAUUCCGAUCACGGUAUCUUCAAAGUUGGAUGGAAAGAUUCACCUGAUGAAGGUGAUCAAGAAGAAGAAGUCUGCUCAGAUGAACUGCAAUAUGGAAGUUGUUCUGGCCACAAAGUCUGUCCAAAAUAUUGUAUGCAAGUGAA
Argentina anserina (silverweed cinquefoil) is the source of this 736-nucleotide messenger RNA. RefSeq names its product late embryogenesis abundant protein At1g64065-like. Lineage: Eukaryota; Viridiplantae; Streptophyta; Magnoliopsida; Rosales; Rosaceae. Bases 73 to 735 code for a protein of 220 amino acids. The transcript has a single exon. The record is from RefSeq and is a predicted model, not a curated record.